Molecule: messenger RNA, 2958 nt
Organism: Sodiomyces alkalinus F11
Lineage: Eukaryota; Fungi; Ascomycota; Sordariomycetes; Glomerellales; Plectosphaerellaceae
Exons: 5
Coding region: 445-2958 (837 amino acids)
Source: RefSeq, a predicted model, not a curated record
GCGGCAAUAUCUCGCGUCACUGAGCUUUCAAGACUUACCGCUUUCUCCGUCGUCUGAUGAGAUUUGACCCCCCCAUGAAUCCAUGACUAACACUGCACGGCCCCUAAUUUAUUCCCCCUAAAGACAAGGCCAACCCCAACCUCAUUAUCACCAGCCUCUUUCUCUGGACCUCACCCUUCUACUCAUAUUCUUCGACUACACCUACACGAGAGAACGCCAGACCAAAACCCAUGUCUACUUCAGGAACAUCAAAAGCCACCAGCACCGCCAAUAUCGAAUGAAACGACCAGGACAACACACAACACACGACGAGGCAUGAUAGAUCCUGACACGUCUGGAUCAGCCGUCUCCGAGAACCACUGGUUUCCCUGCUUCGUCUGAGCUACAGCGGCGUGCCAGGAUCGUUGCUGAGGAUUCAGAUCCCCCCUCCGCAAGCCCCAGACCAUGCCCAUCUUCCAGGCAGACCUCGAACAACUCGAAGGGCAGGUGAUAUGUCAACCGCUACCACAGCCACAACCGCCUGAUCCUAUCACUUACCGAGCACGUGGCUCUCCGACGGAUACGUCCUCGCGGCCGCAACCACUCCACCACUCACCAUCUCACCUGACUAGGAAGAUUUCCGAAGAAAGUAUCCGUACCGAGUUUUGCGACGGACCUGUUCUGGAUAGUCCGAGACCGGCCACUCCCGAAGGAUGCCACGGCCCGGACUUGGGACCUGUGUCGGUCACCUCGGAUCGCGCCGAGCUUAUCGACAGGCUAAAGAGAGCACAGAGUCCCCAAUGGAUCUCCAGUUCUCAUCUCGAGGCUCUCUUCAAAAGUCGUGACAGUCAUGACCCGUCUUCGCCGAUACCGUCACAGUCACCGUACCCUCCCCGAUCCCCGUCUAGUCACCUUGUCCAUUCGCCCGACCUCCUCCCACCGGCCGACAUUACACCAGAAAAGGCCCGGGGACCUCCGAAGGUAGCCGAGGUGCGGUCGUCGGACGACGAGGCCAGGCUAAGAGAAGGGCUCAAUAUCCAGAGACCGAGGUCCGCUCUCCAUAGCGGCGACUUUACCCAGCUUGAGUCUCGUAGUGACCGUGACCCUGAUUGUGACGCUGACGCUGACGCUGACGCUGACGCUGACCCUGACCGCGAUCGUACCCGUACCCCAACCUCACCUCCUCGCCCUCGCCCUCGCCCUUUCGCCUUUGACCGCCGUCCAUGUCCCUCGUACGCCGAUCCUACCGAACACAUCGACCCUGGUGACGAUUUCAGAUCAAUCCCUUCUUCCCUGUCGUCCUCUUAUUCCACGAGCUUUGCAUACAAGGCCCCAACCACUCCUCUGGUCCAAUCCGAGAGUAACGAAGAUCUCGAACCGGCCUGGCCGAGAAACGUCAUCUACCAUCCUCGGCGACAUACCCUAACCGCCGCUCCGUCACCGCUCAAUCUCCUCAAUCUCCCGCCGAGGGGACCAGCCGCUGCCGCCCUUGGUGGUGGCCUGUCCGCCCAUCGGAGGGAAGGCUCCCUGCCGUAUCAGGCUCAUCAGCCACGCCGGUCUCUCACCUUGGCGGCCAGUGGCUCCCCAUUCCUGGGGACAUCGCCUCAGAUGCCCGCCCUCCUGAGGUCUCGGCGGUCGUCUAUCAGCGCAGAGUCGUCUUCUCCCCUGCAACACGCCUCCAUGGUGGGCUCGUACGAGGAGAGCAUCCUCCGCGGCCGCAUGUCGACGACCCCGUCGAAACCGCUUGAUUUCGUCGCCCAAAUCGGUGUCCUGGGCUUGGGCAAGUGCAAGCCCAGCCUAAAGUGCCCUCCACACGUGACCCUUCCCUUCCCGGCCGUCUUUUACAGCUACGGCAAUAGUAGCUUAUAUGGAAGGGCCCCUUCAGAAGACGGCCCGAGUCCGUACGUGGGUCAGAUCGAUCUGGAAAAUGGACUGCCCAACCAGAGCGACGAGAACCGUUCCAGGAGGAAGAUGCAAUCCCGCUAUGCCGAAAGGCGCUUGGCCGAGGAACAAACAUCUCCUCCCCCCUUGGAUGGGCCGUCUGAAGAAGGUCUGGAUCGGGAGCCGAACAGAGACAGAGACAGAGCCAACCGGCCACGUCGCGGAUCAGGUGCUCCGCGUGCGCCCCCGGGCGGCCAUUAUCGGAUCCCCGAAAAGGGCCAGAUCCAGAUCGUGAUCAAGAACCCCAACAAGACUGCUGUCAAGUUGUUCCUCGUUCCCUAUGAUCUUGCCGGUAUGGAACCCGGCACGAAGACGUUCAUCCGUCAACGCAGCUAUUCCAUGGGACCCGUCAUCGAAGACGCGCCGGUUUCUGAAGCCUCCACGGCUGACCGCCCUAUUCUGCGCUACCUUGUCCAUCUGCACAUAUGUUGCCCUGCCAAGGCCAGGUUCUACUUAUAUAAAAACAUACGUAUCGUAUUUGCUAACCGUGUUCCCGACGGCAAAGAGAAGCUGCGCAACGAAACCACCUGGCCAGAGCCCAGGUUCACGGCCUACAAGCCCGUCCGCGCCAUGCACCCCCCGCUGUCCGCCGCCAGCGCCAGCGCCAGCGGCCCGGGCGCGAUGCUGGCCGCCGAGACUGCCUUCAGGAGGCGCAGCUCAGGCUUCACGUCUGGUCAUUUCCCGCGAGGCCUCGAAGCCAUGGACGGCGGCGUUUCCCCAUCUCCGCAUGACCGGCUCGGCCGUGACGGCAACGCCGCGACCCACGCUGGUCUGCGGUCCCCGACGAUGACCGAGUCGACGUCGUCGUCGUCGUCCCAGCCUGGUAGCUGUAAUAACAGCCGACCGGGUACCCGGGACGGGCUGGAUGCGCAGAUUGCCCGAUACGAGAAGCUCAGCAAGGGCGAUGUCGGCUACGGCGGGAAUUCCUUUGCUGGUGCGUCGGGGCUGCGGAGUCCAGGUGGGGCCGAAAGUCUGCUCUCGCAGCGUUUGCGGUCGCUCGGCGUUCAGGGGCAGGAUGCCUCGGUCUUCGAACCGUGA